Durusdinium trenchii is the source of this 1267-nucleotide messenger RNA. The record is from the annotation of a GenBank genome assembly. Lineage: Eukaryota; Dinophyceae; Suessiales; Symbiodiniaceae.
CCGCAGGAUCCCAAUGUCUUCGUGGCCUUAGGCCUUAAAGGGCCCUAAAGGCUUAAGGGCCUCAGCCGCCCCAGCCAUGUCUGCGGAUGUGAGGACGCGCUUUGGACGCCGGGACAUGGAGAUUGAGGUGGGUGAGUUGAGUGAAUCCCAACGGCGAGAAGCUGAGCAGAGCCCAUCCACCAGUCGCCGACCGUCUCACUGGGGCCCAAGACCUUGGAUGUUUGCUGUAGUAGGCGGAUCAGUUGUCCUGACCGUUCUGUACUCCUACAACGUGCAGCGGGGCUUUGCAUAUUUGUUUGGCCAGUGUCUCUACAAGGCACACAACUCUCUGGAUGACUAUUCAAGAUCAGGCACUAUGCAUAAGAGUGUCUCAGCAAUCAUCAACAGUGCGAGUCAAGGUUGGCUGAGCAUUGAUUUUCCGACAGAUAAGGCGACGAGGCACAACUAUACUCUAGCGUACGAUGUCUUGAUGGCACAAUACCAGAGAACUGCCAAGAAUGUCCUGGAACUUGGCAUCAAGAAAGGGGGAAGCCUCAAGAUUUGGAGGGAGUACUUUAGUGAAUCGACCUUCAUCUAUGGUAUGGAUAUAGACCGUGGGUGCCCAACGUUCCCGAAAGAUGCCCACAUCAAGUCGCUCAUUGUGGACUCGACCUCCAAAAAGAAGGUCAGCAAGGCCGUGGGAGACAUCAAGUUCGAUGUCAUCAUCGAUGAUGGCUGCCAUACACCGAAAUGCAUUUGGAAAUCCUUCGAAGCACUAUUUCCCCGACUCCAACCGACUGGGCUCUAUGUCAUUGAAGACUAUCCAAAGCUAGAUAUGGACACUAUCCAGAAACACCUCAUACAGAAUGGCAGCAACCUGGUUUACAUUGUCAAUGACCGGUCAGAUGAUGAAGUGAUGCUUCUCAUCGUCUCCAAUAAGUCCUUGGUGUUGAAAGCAGAGGAGCCUUCUUCAAGUUCUAGAAAGAAUGGCCCCGGCAUGCAUCGCCACCACAUUCCCAAAUCGAGAACCCACCAUUGCACCAGUGAGCGCUGAGAGGCACUCCUACUGUCCAUUGACGUCUGAGGACGAUUGUGAAGCUCCACAAACCGCCGUCAUUUGGAGCUGCACAGGUUGGGGCCAUUGAGGCCACGGCGAACCACACGAGUUCGACCAUUUGCAGAAGAGAAUCACUGCAGUCAGGUGCAGAGCGAGAUUGGGCCUGCCCUAAUAUCCACUGGCUACUCUAGGGAGUCAUGAGAUAAGACAAUUGCUACUGCUACUCUAGGG